AUGGGCAAGGACAAGGUCGAGAAGAAGGAGAAGCGCGCUGAGAAGAAGGAGAAGCGCGCCGAGAAGGACGGUGUUCACAAGGCCGGCAAGAAGGAAAAGAAGGAAAAGAAGGACAAGACCAGUCUCGUCGAUGCAGUAGAGAAGGAGAUCGCCUCCCAAGUCCAGGAGGACCUCGAGCAGGCUGCCUCAGUUGUUGACGACGCCAUGGUUAUCGACGCCGAGCGCCCCAUUGGUGCCCUCGUGCCCUUCGCCAACCCGUUGGUCGAGGACAAGCAGGCCAAGAAGGUCCUGAAGAGCGUGAAGAAGGCUGCCGUCAACAAGUCCCUCAAGCGCGGUGUCAAGGAGGUCGUCAAGGCUCUCCGCAAGUCGCCCAUCCCCGCCGCCAACGCUGCCAUCGAUAUCCCCAACGGCAUUGUCAUUCUCGCCGCCGACAUCUCCCCCAUGGAUGUCAUCUCUCACAUUCCCGUCCUGUGCGAGGACCACGGCAUUCCCUACGUCUUCGUUACCUCCCGCGCUGAGCUCGGUGCCUCCGCCGCCACCAAGCGUCCUACCAGUGUCGCUAUGGUUGUCCCCAAGUCCGCCAACAAGAAGAAGUCCGAGGGUGACGAUGAGGAGUUCACCAAGGUGUACGAGGAGCUGGCCAAGCUUGUGCAGAAGGAGGCCAAGGGCAUCACCGUCUAA
Messenger RNA from Penicillium atrosanguineum, 681 nucleotides. Its product is annotated as 40S ribosomal eS12 domain-containing protein. Bases 1 to 681 code for a protein of 226 amino acids. NCBI's taxonomy places the organism in Eukaryota, Fungi, Ascomycota, Eurotiomycetes, Eurotiales, Aspergillaceae. The transcript has 2 exons. Gene Ontology annotation, molecular function: structural constituent of ribosome. The record is from RefSeq and is a predicted model, not a curated record. Gene Ontology annotation, cellular component: cytosolic small ribosomal subunit. Gene Ontology annotation, biological process: ribosome biogenesis.